GUUUAAUUUAUUUAUUAUUUUUGACUUGUUGGAAGACUGAAGAAAAAGCAAUUUGUGGGGAAAAAAAUACAGUUGCUAGUGUAGGAAUUGUUGCGAGAGACAAGAUCAAAACCCUACUUCGAUCGAUCACUAGGAGAAGAAGAAGACGAUGCCUAGAUUCGGGGCUGGGAACAGAUCCGUCUCCAAGCUCGUGAUCACCAUCUGUGUUGCUGCUAUCCUGUUCUUGCCAUCUCUAUCGUAUGGAGCUCCACGUGGAAAGAGUUCUGUGUUUUCCUUGUUCAAUCUCAAGGAAAAGAGCAGGUUUUGGAGCGAGUCUGUCUUUCGUAGCGAGUUUGAUGAUCUGGAGUCUUCAGCCCACUCGAACUCCGGUGUGGUGAAUUACACAAAGGCAGGAACCAUUGCGAGUUACCUAGAGCUUAUGGAAGUUGAUGCUGUCUACCUCCCUGUGCCUGUCAAUUUCAUUUUCAUUGGGUUUGAUGGAAAAGGAAACCAAGACUUCAAACUUCUUCCUGAGGAACUUGAGCGUUGGUUCAGUAAACUUGAUCACGUGUUCGAACACACGCGAGUUCCUCAUACCAAAGAAGUUCCCAAUCCCUUUUACAAGACUAACAUUGAAAAGGAGUUGAGACACCAUCUUCCUAUCAUCAGUCGCCUCAACUACAACUUUUCUGUUCAUGCUAUACAAAUGGGGGAAAAGGUGACACAAGUAAUCGAACGCGCCAUCAAUGUUUUAGCACGCAAGGAUGACGUUUCUAGAGAUGAGGAAAAUGGUCUAAGACAAGUUGAUGUUGAGAUGAUGGAAUUCAUUUUCUCUAGCCUUGUCGAAUAUUUUCAUCUCGGGGAUGCAUACAAUGUAUUUGUUCUGAAUCCUAAACGUGAUAUUAAAAAAGGCAUAUAUGGAUACCGGAGAGGGUUUUCAGACUCCGAGAUAUCUUAUCUGAAAGAGAACAAGGACGUUAUUAAAAAACUUCUUCAGUCAGGAAAGCCGUCAGAAACUAUUUUAGCAUUUGAUAUGGUGAGGAAGCCAUUGUACCAGAAACAUCCAAUGCUUAAAUUUUCCUGGACAAAUGCGGAGGAGACUGAUACGGCCGAGUGGUACAAUGCAUGCCAGGAUGCUCUUAACAAAUUGGAACAGCUAUCCCAUGGUAAAGAUGCAGCCGAGCUCAUUCAGAGUAAGGUUUUGCAGUUGCUUCACGGGAAGAAUGAAGAUAUGAAGAUUUUUCUGGAAAAGGGUUUAAAAGCUGGAGAUAUUAGCAAUCUUAACGCAGAAUGUCUGACUGAUACUUGGAUCGGAAAGGGCAGGUGGGCAUUCAUCGAUUUAACUGCUGGCCCUUUUUCGUGGGGACCUUCUGUCGGUGGGGAAGGAGUGCGGACGGUACUUAGUUUGCCAAAUGUGGGAAAGACCAUUGGUGCAGUUGCAGAAAUAUCUGAAGAUGAAGCAGAAGAAAGACUUCAAGUUGCAAUUCAGGAUAAAUUUUCUGUAUUUGGAGAGAAAGAUCAUCAGGCUGUUGACAUUCUUCUAGCGGAGAUUGAUGUAUAUGAACUAUUUGCUUUUAAGCACUGCAAGGGAAGGAAGGUGAAGCUUGCUCUUUGUGAAGAACUUGAUGAGCGGAUGCGGGAUUUGAAAAUUGAGCUGCAGUCACUUGAAGGAGAUGCACAUGAUGAGGUUCAUCAGAGAAAAGCCAUGGAGGCACUCAAACGAAUGGAGAGCUGGAAUUUGUUUAGCGAUGAACAUGAGGAGUUCCAAAAUUACACAGUUGCACGAGAUACUUUCCUUGCACAUUUAGGUGCUACUCUCUGGGGAUCCAUGAGACAUAUAAUAUCCCCCUCAGUUGCCGAUGGUGCAUUUCAUCAUUAUGAGAAGAUCUCUUUUCAGCUUGUCUUCAUCACACAAGAGAAAGUUCGACAAGUCAAGCAGCUGCCAGUUGAUCUCAAGGCUCUUAUGGAUGGACUUUCUUCACUGUUGUUACCUUCUCAGAAACCUAUGUUCAGCCAACAUAUGUUAACCCUAUCUGAAGAUCCUGCCUUGGCUAUGGCAUUUUCAGUAUCCCGAAGGGCAGCUGCUGUGCCUCUAUUGCUUGUCAAUGGAACUUACCGGAAGACAGUUCGUUCAUAUCUCGAUUCAUCAAUCCUCCAGUACCAGUUACAGAGACUGAACGAUCACACUUCCCUUAAAGGAGGCCAUGCCCACAGCAGGGCUACUCUUGAAAUCCCUAUCUUUUGGCUCAUCAAUGGGGAUCCGCUGCUGAUUGACAAGCAUUAUCAAGCAAAGGCGCUUUCAAAUAUGGUCGUUGUUGUUCAAUCGGAGGCAUCUGCAUGGGAGAGCCAUUUGCAAUGCAAUGGUCGAUCACUUUUAUGGGAUCUAAGGAGCCCGGUGAAAGCGGCCAUGGCUUCUGUUGCUGAACAUCUAGCCGGAUUGCUUCCUCUUCAUCUUGUCUACAGUGUAGCUCAUGAAAGUGCAAUUGAGGACUGGACAUGGUCAGUGGGUUGCAAUCCAUUUUCAACAACUUCUCAAGGUUGGCAGAUUUCGCAGUUUCAAUCUGACACAAUUGCCCGGAGCUAUAUGAUUACGGCGCUUGAAGAGUCAAUACAAGCAGUGAAUUCAGGGAUUCAUCUUCUGCGGCUGGAGCGAACGAAUGAAAAAUCGUUUAAAAUCUUCAAAUCGAGGGAACGUGAGCUGAUGAACAAGUACAAGUACGUGAUCAGCCUAUGGAGACGACUUUCGAAUAUUGCGGGAGAGACGCGUUAUGGAGACGCAAUGAGAUUUCUGUAUACCUUAGAGGAAGCCACAAGCGGAUUCGUAAGAGAAGUGAAUGCAACAGUGGAGGUUUUGCACCCAAUUCACUGUUCAAAAGAGAGGAAGGUGAAAGUGGAAAUGGACAUGACGACAGUUCCCGCCAUGCUCGUAGUUCUGAUACUUCUUUACGCUGCCUUCAAGCCAAGAGCUCCUAAGCCAAAGAUCAACUGACGUUUUAAAAUGUAAACGAAGAAUCAAAAUCCCAUACAACCUUUUUUUUUUUUUGUCCCUUUAUUAAACAGUGAAGUUCAUCACUCUUUUUGUAUCUUCGCUUGGGCAAGAACUAUUGUAAUCUGUUAUCUGAUUCAGUUGCAAAAGUAUAGGAUUCAGAAGUAUAAAAAACGUGACUGACGAAGAUGGUGCUUAGAAAAGAUUGUGUGAACAGUAAAUAGACAAGGCUGAAAGAACUUUGACAAAAAAAAAGACAAGACAAGACAAGACUGAAAAGCCUAACUUGUGGUUGGGUCGGGAGUGGGGCCCACUGGAGACAACGAGAACAGCAUCUUUAACCAAUCUCGAAAAAACAAAGAUUCGUAAGAAAAUAAUAGAAAAUUUUGGUUCUGAGAGGCUAGAAAGUUCCGGAGACAUCGGAGGAACCCUAGAUUAAAUGAGAAGGAGAGAGAGAGAGAGAGAGAGAGAGAGUAAAAUCAUGGAGGAGGAGAAGAAGAAAGAGGGAUCGUAUAGGUACUGGGUGAGAGAAGCCACAGCGGACGCAGCUCCUCCUCCUCAGCCACAGAAGCUCACCAACAACGACGUCGUCGCUUCCAAUGCUCCUGCCCUCGGCUCCCUAUGGAAUCAGGUUUGCUAUUCCAUUUUCAUCAGUUAAAGUUCUUCUGUGCAUUCUCUUAAUUUUCCUUGUUUACAUAGGCUGGCACUUGGGAG
Molecule: messenger RNA, 3679 nt
Organism: Brassica napus (rape)
Lineage: Eukaryota; Viridiplantae; Streptophyta; Magnoliopsida; Brassicales; Brassicaceae
Exons: 24
Coding region: 149-2968 (939 amino acids)
Source: RefSeq, a predicted model, not a curated record